AUGUCAUCAUCAUCAUCAUCAUCAUCAUCAUCAUCAUCAUCAUCAUCAUCAUCAUCAUCAUCAUCAUCAUCAUCAUCAUCAUCAUCAUCAUCAUCAUCAUCAUCAUCAUCAUCAUCAUCAUCAUUACCGUCACAUACAUAUGUAGACAAACACUCAAACAAACUAUCUGUAUCCAAUUUCGUUCUGUUCUUUGGUUUACAUGUUAGCUCAUGA
Molecule: messenger RNA, 213 nt
Organism: Schistosoma spindalis
Lineage: Eukaryota; Metazoa; Platyhelminthes; Trematoda; Strigeidida; Schistosomatidae
Source: the annotation of a GenBank genome assembly